UCAGCAUGGUGAAGGAAUGGAUGCUCCCCUUGCCCUGUGGGUAUUGAUCAAUGACAAGUCCAUAUACCUUUUAUUACAAAAUCCUAUAUACAGGUUUAUGGACAUUUUGAGUGGGCUUCAUUGGGGGCGGACUGACCAUUUGGAAACUCGGGCACUGCCCAAGGGCCCGGGGUCAGUAGGGGGCCCCAUGAGAUACCCCUGGUACAUUUUUCAUAGGCUUUUUUGAGUUUGGGCAAGGACACAGGGGCCUCAUGAUCCCCUAUUGCCUGGGGGGCCCCAUGA
Molecule: messenger RNA, 282 nt
Organism: Staurois parvus
Lineage: Eukaryota; Metazoa; Chordata; Amphibia; Anura; Ranidae
Source: the annotation of a GenBank genome assembly